This is a messenger RNA of Erigeron canadensis, 1732 nucleotides long. RefSeq names its product pentatricopeptide repeat-containing protein At5g59600-like. The transcript has a single exon. Lineage: Eukaryota; Viridiplantae; Streptophyta; Magnoliopsida; Asterales; Asteraceae. Bases 5 to 1600 code for a protein of 531 amino acids. Gene Ontology annotation, biological process: RNA modification. Gene Ontology annotation, molecular function: RNA binding; protein binding. The record is from RefSeq and is a predicted model, not a curated record.
UAGUAUGAAAUAUCAUUUUCUUUCAAACCAAUUUCCCAUUAACCCCCAUAAUUUUGCCACAUUAUUACAAAAAAUUUUAAAAUCAAAAUCAUUAAAACCCUGCAAACAAAUUCAUGCCCAAAUCAUAACAUCAGGCAUUGACAUGAACACAUUUUCUCUACAUUCAAAAUUAGUUGCUGUGUAUGCAUCUUGCGCUUGUUUCACUUCUGCACAUUCAAUGUUUCAAAUCACACAAAAUUUAAAUGUUUUUGCAUACAAUUGGAUGAUUUCUGCUUUAACGUUUAAUGGGUAUUUCGAAAAAGCACUAAAGUUCUUUACUUUACUCCAACAAUCACAAAAUCUUGUUCCAAAUACUUAUACUUUCUUGUUUUUAUUGAAAUCUUGUGUCGGUUUAAGGGAUUUAAAUAAAGGUAAAGCUGUUCAUUGUGUUAUUAAUAAGUUUGGGUUGCAAUUUGAUUUGGAUGUUGUUAAUGGGUUGAUUGAUAUGUAUUGUAAAUGUGGGUAUUUAUGUUAUGCCCGCAAACUGUUUGAUAAAAUGUCUAAACCAGAUGUUGUUUCUUGGACGAAUAUGAUUGCUGCAUAUUCUAAUGCGGGAUGGGUUAUGGAAUCACGGGUGUUGUUUGACAGGAUGAAGUUGGCUGGUUUGGAACCUAAUGAGUUCACCUGGAAUGCUUUGAUUACCGGGUAUGCUAAAGCUGGAGAUUGGGUUGGGGCAUUUAGUUCGUUUUCUAAAAUGAGUAAAACUGGUUUGGUUCCUGAUGUGGUUACUUGGAAUGCUAUGAUUUGUGGUUUUGUACAAAGCCAACAGGUUAAUAAAGGCGUGGAAUUGUUUAGAGACAUGUUGGUAGCCGGGGUGAGGCCUAAUCCGGUUACCAUUACUGGUUUACUUCCUGCAAUUGGAUCCAUGGGUUCUGUUGAUUGUGGGAGAGAAAUUCACGGGCUGAUCUUUAGAGCAAAUAUGUAUAACAACGUCUUUGUUGCUAGUGCACUUAUCGACAUGUAUUCUAAAUGUGGGUGUGUAAAACACGCAAGAGACGUUUUUGACUCCAUACUAUCCAAGAACAUUGCUUCAUGGAAUGCCAUGAUUGGAUGCUAUGGGAAACAUGGGAUGGUUGAUUCAGCCAUUGAGCUUUUAGACAAAAUGGAAGAGGAAAACAUGCAGCCGAACCAAGUCACAUUGACUUGUGUUCUUGCGUCUUGUAGCCAUAGUGGGUUGGUCGACAAAGGUUUGGCUAUAUUUAAGUCAAUGAGAGAAAGCCAGCGGGUUGAGAUAAGAGACGAGCAUUAUGCAUGUGUUAUUGACAUCCUUUGUCGUUCUGGGGAAAUUGAAGAAGCGGAUGAUUUAAUACACGAGUUGGGUACAAAAGUGACUGAUUCGAUGGUUGGUGCUUUCUUAAACGGGUGUGUGGUUCACAAUAGACCAGAUUUGGCUGAAAAAAUUAUGAAAACAGAUUUAAAGAGACCUGGAGGAUUUGUUACUAUGUCUAAUAUUUAUGCUGGUGAAGGAGCGUGGGGAAAAGUUGAGAAGUUGAGAGAAGUUAUGAAGUUGCAAAAAGUCCAAAAACAACCUGGGUUUAGUUCUGUAUCAAACAAUGUGUAGUUGUUUUUGUUAGUUGGAUGUGGUUAUCACGUCUCUUGAUCUUUCGUGUUUGUUAUUAUGAUGUCAAAUUUUGUUGUAUAACACAAGUGCUUGGUAAGUUUUAUAGACGGGAUUCAUGAUUUUUUUACUUAA